CAAUUUUCUAAUUACUCUUUGAGCUUCUUAAUUAUUUUGUGAAUUAAUUAUUUCUUUUUAUAAAUAAAUUUAAACUCUACACGUACAAACACUAGUCUAUUUACUUGUAAAAGUUGAAAUAAUUGUAUAGAAAUUAAAUUGUAUCUUUGAAACUGAUAGUGAAUACAAAGGAAAAAAGAAUCUUCUCUUCUGGACCUCAAUCAUUUUCUCCAUUUUUACUCUCUUUUUGCUUGUGAUCUGUGAUUUUUUUUUCUGCUUUUCUGUUAUCAUUUUUGCUCUUUAAAGUUAAUUUAUUUAUAGUUCACAAGGUUGAUCGUGUUUACAGAAUUGUAUCGAAUUUUAAUGAUUAUUCAUUAGCUUAGAUUGAUACCUUUAAUCGAUUUAAGUUUCCUGUCGUUUUCUCUUUUGCUUCUUUUUUUUCUUCUUUCAACAUGUAAGGCUUUUAGAUUAUGUCGUUUCUUUUCUCAUCAUGGUUAAAUCAACAUCUUCAACAGCAACAGUUAUCACAACAUCAGGAACAUCAGCGAAUAAUUCUGAUCAACAACAAAAUUUAUCAUGGCAUCGAUCACAAUUAACCGAAUCAUCUGCUCUCGAUCUUCUCUCCAAAACAAAUGUAGAACGUCUUAAAUAUCUUGACAGAUUCCCUGUUUUCGUGUUCCCUCAUUUUCUCUGCUUUUAUGCCAAUGAUACUUCAGCCUGUAGAAUAGAAAUUAAAUUAAUUAAUCCAUAUGAUUGGCGAAUUAAUUACCAGGUUUUAUCUACAGUCCAAAGAAGAUAUGAGGUUUCUCCAGCCAAAGGCACAGUUGGUGCAAACUGUACCUCUCAUGUAACAAUUCGUCUUCUGGACACUUCGCCAAGAAAUAUUGGCUUAAAGGACGUUUUAAGAAUCCAAGUUCAAUCAGAAGAAUGCACUGGAAUGGGCUCAAGGGAUUUACCUGUUCACUUCUUGGCUGAAAAAGAUGAAGUCGAGGAAUACAGGCUAAAACAACUCUAUGGUUAUACUGACACACCUGAAGAGUUUAUUAAAUCAACAUGUACUCAACUAUCCAAGGAUCAUGUUAAAACGAUUACCAACAAGCAACUUUCAACCUCUAAAAGUGAUACUCAAGGUGCAACAAUUUCUGGACAGAAUAAGCCCAAACCAGAAUCAAAAAAUUAUCCUCCAUCUUUCUAUAUUGUUGUCGCCGUUUUCUGUGGUAUCAUUUUGUGCUUACCCAAUGAGGGUGAAAGUAAACUUCCAACCUUCUUGAGCGUCUCAACAACCCCAAAAUUUGUCGCUGCCUACGUUCUAGGCAUACUGACCUCACUAAUCUGUAAAUUCUACUGAUUUCUCCAUUUGUUUUUUAUUCCAUCUCCAACAUUUAACAGUCUUCUGUUGAUUAACUCUUUUCAAUUUAUUCUCUUCUACAUUUGUAAACACAAAGUAUCUCUGUUUUCUUUAUGUUUCCCCAUUUAGAUCACUCUCUCUCUCUCUUAUUACCUUACGACCGAUUGAACCUUCAACAAAAAAUGAUUAAUAACUUCGUUAACUACAACAAACUGUGAUCAAAUGAAACUAAGGUUAAUUAUCAACAAAGAAAAAUUGAACAAACAGAGACACAAAUCAUCAAAUCAAAUGCUUUUCUCUUCCUAUUCUCUCUCUCUCUCUAACUAUACUUUUUCUCUCUUCGCUAAUCUAUCCUUUCUUUUUUUCUAUCGAUUCUAAUUUUACAUUUUUUUCGAUGAAAACUUCUAAGACUCUACCAUAAAGCACUCAUGGUAAUCGUUUCAAUUAUACAACAACAAAAAACAUUUAAAAAGAUGGAAUAAUUUAAAAACAAAACAAAAAGACCGACUGUUAAUUUUUAAUAAAUUUGUAACUUAUUUUACAAA
Molecule: messenger RNA, 1872 nt
Organism: Panonychus citri (citrus red mite)
Lineage: Eukaryota; Metazoa; Arthropoda; Arachnida; Trombidiformes; Tetranychidae
Product: motile sperm domain-containing protein 1-like
Exons: 3
Coding region: 470-1327 (285 amino acids)
Cellular component (GO): cytoplasm
Source: RefSeq, a predicted model, not a curated record